UGCUGUAUCAACUACUGUUGAUGCAAUAUUGGAUACAACUAGUUCUGUAACUGAAUCAUUUUCGGUUAAAAGUACAUCAAUGGCAGAUUCAACAACUAUUAAAACAGAUGCAGAAACUAUUAGUUCAACUGGUGCAUUAACUUCUGUUGGUGCAAGCUCAGUGCCCAGCAGCAUAAUUUCAAAACUAACAACAAUUGGAAGAAGUUCAACUGCAAAUGUUUCUACUAUUUAUAUGGAAGCUUUAAUUGAGAGUUUAACUGCAACAUCAACAACUGUUGGUUUAACAACAGCGACUACUACUCCUGUGGCUACAUUAACUUCAAUUCAAACUUUGCCAACUGUAGAAUCUACCAGUGUUGAAGCAGAAACAAUACCUAUAAGUUCAACUGCAGCACCAGCUACUGAUGAUGCAGCAACAGCGACAACUAUUACUGUGCCUGAAUCAAUUACAGAAGAUAUUAUAUCAACUGCAGAUUUAUCAACUAUUGGAACAGAUACUCUAAUUACCACUUCAACUGAGGCUUCAACUACUACAACAAGUUCUGUAACAGAACCAACUACAGUUAAAAGUACAUCAAUGGCAGAUUUAACAACCGUUGGAUCAAAUAAUGUAAUUAUCAGUACAACUAAGGCACCAACUACUGUUGAUGCAACAAUAAAUACAACUAGUUCUAUAACUGAAACAACUUUGAUUGAAAGUACAUUAAUAGCAGAUGUAACCACUGUUGGAUCAGAAGUACUAACCACCAGUUCAACUGCUGCAUUAACUACUGUUGAUGCAACAAUUGAUACAACUAAUUCUGUAACAGAAUCAACUUCGGUUGAAAGUACAUCAAUGGCGGAUUUAAAAAGUGUUGAAACAGAUGCGGUAACUAUCAGUUUAACUACUGAAUUAACCACUGUUGAUUCAACAAUAACUCUUUCUGUACCUGAACCAACUUCUGUUGAAAGUACAUCAAUGGCAGAUUUAACAACUGUCGGAUUAGAAGUAGUAACUACCGGUUUAACUGAGCCAUCAACUACUCUUGAUGCAACAAUAGCUGCAACUAGUUCUUUAACGGAACCGACUACAGUUGAAAGUACAGCAGUGGCAGAUUUACAUUUCGUUGAUUUAGAAGUAGUAACUACUAGUUCAACUACAGCAUCAAGUACUGUUGAUGCAACAAUUGCCAUCGCUAGUGCUGUACCUGAAUCAACUUCGGUUGAAAGUACAUCAAUGGCAGAUUUAACAACUGUUGGAACAGAUACUGUAACUACUAGUUCAACUGCGGCAUUAACUGCUGUUGAUUUAACAACAGCGUCAACUAGUUUUGUACUUGAACCAACUUCAGUUAAAAGUACAUUAGCUGUAGAUUCAACAACUGUUGAAACAGAAACAGUAACUAGUCGUUUAACUGCAGCUUCAACUGAUUUUUUUCCUUCAGUUUCCUCCCAUUUAGUUUCACAAUCAUAUUUUUCAACCAUUUUCACAAACAUAACCAAUUCACUCACUUUUACUGACUCAUCCCACCUGUCUGAAAAUGUUUCCUCUUCCCUGACCACUCAGGAUGAUUCCUCUAUCUUGAGUGUUUCUGUUGUUGAUUUUGGAACCACAACCACUUCAGCUUACUUUGUUCUGCGUCCAUGGUCCAAAAACCUUGUAGAUGCAUAUGAAUUUGUUGUUUAUCCAGUGAAAGAUUCUUCCAUACCUUAUGCAAACAUUACCUUUCACAACAUAUCUGAUUCAACGGGUCACAAUGUAACCCUGGAGAAUAUAUUGGAUCCCAAUACUUCCUAUAUAGUUAUUAUAACUCCUCAAUUAAACAAUGUUGCCCUUCAUUCUCUCACCGUUAACAUUACAACAGCGAUGAAUUAUCCUGUUACAACAACUGUACAGAUGGAGGUACAAACUAUAAAGGGUAAAGAUUCUAAUGAUAGCGGCCUUAUUGAUGGCUCGAAACCCGACUUUGAUGUUCCUUGGAUUUUUGAAGUAAUGAUUGAUAAUGAGACAGAAACAACUGCAAUUGUUUCUUGGCAACCACUCAUCGGUGCAACCAUAUACCAGCUAACAUAUUCAGAUCCUGCUGGAUUGUCAGCUGGCUUGUCAGUAACUACUAUAUCAACAACACAUUUGCUAACCAAUUUGGAACAUAACACCCUUUACACAGUUGUUGUUAGGGCGAGAAAUUCAACAACUAAUUGGGGAACACCAUCCAGCAUUGUUAAUUUUACAACAGGAGAGAGUGCUUCUGUUAAAAUUAUAUCUACUUGGACCAACCCUGUAUCUGCAUACAUAGUAUUUGAGCCAUUGGACCCACAUAUACUGACCUACUUUGUCUCCAUUUCUCCAGUUUCUAAUCUUACACAUAUUGUAGCUACCCUUGUCACCAACUCCCAUGCAUUGCACAACACUUCGGUUUUCAAUGCCACAUUUGUUGGCUUUCUUGUGCCUUUCACGGAUUACAGGUUUACUAUCACUCCUAACCUUACUGGAUCAUCACCAACAUAUGCUUAUGAUAUAACAAAGAAAUUUGGAAAACCUACAAAUUUUACUGCUCAACGUGUGUGGCUUGGUGGUUUUGAUUUAACUUGGAAACCUGUUCUACACGCGCAGUCAUAUGUCGUCCAAGUUUUUGAAUCAAAAGAAUCAGUAUUGCGAACAAAUGCUAACAACCCCAAUCUGGUUUUGGUGAAACAAAUAACUGACCUACCAAGUGCCUUUGCAGCAGUCAGUGACCUAUAUCCUGCAACCAACUAUGUUGUAUGGGUCCAUGCUCAUGUAAAUGGUUUUGACUCCAAUUACACAGACUUACAAAUUUCAACAACCAAUCUUCCUAAUGCAACACUUACCGUCACUAGUGCAUCACCAGAAACUUUAAAUAUAGAAUACAAUACAGUCAAUGACGGUGUUUCAUAUUAUGUUUUCUCCAUUGCUUCUAAAUCAAAUGAAACAGUGAAGUUAAACGUUCAAAGAAUAGGAGCAAGUGAUGUUGAUCCAUCUGUUGAACUUACAUUUCCCAACCUUGUGCCGGGAAGUGAAUAUAUUUGCACUACAACAAUUCAUAUUGGUUCUAUAUCUGUGGCUGGGAUGUCUGUAGCUGCAAAUACAACACUGCAACCCCCACCUUCCAAUACAAGUACAGUAGUACAAGGAGCAAAUGCGUCUGUUGUUGUUCAAUUGCAACCAGCAACUUAUACACCACAGUUAUACAUGUCUAGCAUUUCAUUGGCCAAUAAUUCUAAUGCAAUUGGUAUCAAGUAUAUUGCAUCAAGUGUUCCACUGCAGAACAUAACCUUUAUCAAUCUAAUAUAUGGGGAAGAAUACUCUGUCACAGCUGCUUCUUGGAUAAAAGGUGUUCAUGGUCCAGCUGUACUUGUAGGAAGUGUUACACUCUCUCCUGGACAAGUCAGUAAUGUUGGUGUGUCAUUUAGACAGAGCAAAAGUUACCUUGAGUUUAAUGCUGCACCUGGAAAAGUUGACCACUAUCUAGCUUCAUGUUUUUCUAAAUCCAACUCCAAUAUUAGCAUAUGGAAUACAACUAUUAUUUCCACAUCUUCUAAUCCGUCUGUGCUAGAAAGAUAUUCUGUAAAGCAGCUUGCUUUGCCAUACAACACAACAUAUGUCUGCCGCAUUGUUGCUGUAAGUAAUGGCUUACAGGGAAAUGCAGUUGAACACAUUUUUGCGGUUGGUGAUGCCUUGCCACGUCUUCCUGUGAUAUUAUCAUUUGGUAAUCAAAGUAUAGUUGUUAAAUUGGAAAGAUUUAUUUAUUAUAACUUUUUAUAUAAUAUUUGGUUGUAUCGAGGACCAACUUUUACGGUUGCCGAACAGCAAAUUACUGCAGACUCUUCGACACAAAACCAGACUAUAGUUAUAAGAAAUGUAGCUUUCGGAGCUCAAUAUAGAGUUGUAUCGGCUUUUACAAUCAAUGGUACUCGUGGUGAACAAUUCAUUGUUGGAGAUUUGAUAAUGCCUCCAGAUAAUGUUCAAAUUAUUGAAGUUGUUCCAAGUUAUACACAUGCAGAAGUAAAGUUUGAACAAGCUGAUGGGGAAAUAGAAACCUAUGAAAUACAUUUAACAUCAUUAAUAAAGGGAAACAUUAUUAAGUCUUACAACAUUACUCACAACACAAAUGUUAAUGUAACAAGUCAAACUUUGUUGAAUCUUUCACCUGGUCAACAGUACAAUGUAACAUUGGUUGCACGCAGCCAUGGCUUAAUUAGCAUUGAAAACACUGUCAGCUUCACGACAGCUGCGAUACCAGCCCCUGAAAUAAACCAAACUACAGUUGUUGUUGGAAGAACGAAUAUUUCGAUAUCUGGUUCCACUUUAAAUGAGCCGCUAACCAAGGAUUUUAUUUUCAAUCUUCGUAUUUUACUUUCAACUAACCCCACUGAACCGGUAAACAGUGUAAAUAUUGAAAAUGCUACUUCAAACUUGAAUGUUCUAUUUGAGAAUUUAAUUCCCGGUCAACAAUAUGAUCUGGAAAUUGUAACUUUGUAUAAGAACUGGACAAGUGCUCGAGUUCCAAUUGGAACCUAUGUUGUUCCACCGAGCCCCAUAGAAAGUUUAAAUUCAUCAAGCACAGCAGUAACUAUACGAAUAAGAUGUACUCCACCUCUGGGAAUAGUUGAUCAAUACAUAAUUUGGUUUAACCGAAGUGAUGAACAGAACACAACAAACAUUGAAAGUGAAUUGCCAAAUUAUGAAUUCACGGAUCUAACUCCUGAAACAGAAUAUCAAUUUACUAUUUGGACAGAUAGUAAUGGAGUGGAAAGCACAAGAAAAAACUUUUUUAUAAAAACAACUCCAAUCCCGGAACCUCGAUUCGUUACCGCUCUUCCCUCCAGCGAUCAACUGAGUGUAACAAUCUGGCCAGACCUCACCCAGCACUUGCAGUAUAAUGUUACAUUAUUUAGUUCUAACAAUUCUAAACCAGUUGAUGGUAUGGUGCUAAAUACAAAGGCAUCUCUGGAGGAAACAAUUCUUGCUGUUUUCCGCAACCUAACCCCUGGUGAGAGAUAUACUGGGAGAGUUUCAGCAACUAUAAAUGGAGUAGAUGGUAAACCCUACCCAUUUGGACCAAUAACCAUCAGUCCAGCCACAGUUACAGGCAGAGUGCUCCAUACAUUGUCUUCAGUCAACAUAACUUUCUUUGCUGCAAAAGGAUAUGCGGAAAGUUAUCGAAUAUACAUUGUUCCAACUGCUGAUGUUACAUCUGUUGGAAAAAUCGACAUUAUUCCUGCAAGCGCUGGAAAGACAGAAUAUGAAUAUUCGUUUGUUGGUCUGGAAUCAAAUACAAACUAUUCUGUUAUUGUAGUUACACAAAACAAUGGACUAAGUAGUAAUCCUGCAAUAUUUAGAACUGCCACAGUGGAUCCGUUGCCUUUAUUACCACCAAUUGGAAAUGUAUCUGUGGAUGAGAGUAACACAGUGCAUGUUCGUUUGCAGCCAAUAACUUCUGUUCCAGUUACAAGCUAUGUUAUUAGUAUUAGCUAUGACUUUUCACCAAAUCAAACUGUUGCUAUGAAAGAGGUUUCUCAAAGUGAUACACCACAAACACAAUUCAUUCGACUUAUAGAUGGUCAAACCUACAUUGUAUCUGCCAAAUCAAAACAUGAAAACCUUCAAAGUGUAAAAAACAUCAUUGGAAGCGUUACUCUAAGGCCAGGAAAAAUUAAUCCAGUCAUAGUUAUGACAGCAACCACCGGUGAUAUUAGUUUCACCCCACCUGAUGGAAUUGCAGAUAGGUUUACUUUAUCUGUGCACAAGCAAGGGGAAGAGCAUAAAACUGUUGACAAUGCCACUUUACAUUAUACUCUACGUCAAAUACAAACUUUGCUGCAUCAUGUGUUUCGAAAUCUUAUACCUGAUACUGUUUAUGUUGGUGAAGCGAAAUCAUACAGUAAACACAGAACCAGCUACCCUACAACAUUCAAUAUGACAACUGAAAAACCAAUUCCUGCUGGUGGGUCAAUUACUUUGUUUCCCAAUCGUUCGGUUGAAGUUAUUGUUACUCCCCCUGACAACAGAGAUGCAGCUGGAUGGAUUGGACAUUACCAUGUUUUUGUGAAGCCAGCGUCUAACACUUCUAUUUCACUUAAUGCCACACUUCCUGGUCAAAACCCUCCCACCAGCAUCUUUAACAACUUGACAUAUGGCGAACAUUACUUCGUAUACAUUUCAAACACUGUCAGCGGAGUCGAAAGUUUGUGGAAUGAAAUUGAAGAAUUUGUUGUUGAUCCUGCAAAGAUAUCAAAUGCAACUCUAAAACCAACAAGCAACCAAGUCAAUGUUACAUUUGAACCUGCAGAAGGUGUAACUGAUCGAUACUUUAUCUAUAUAACAAAGGAUAAUGAACCCACAAGUGUCUUGAUGUUUAAAUAUGUUGCAUCUUCAAAUCAAAUUGGAGAACAUUUUCUUGCCUUUAAUAAUCUUGAUCCAUCAACAAACUAUACGUUGUCCGUGGUUUCUUUAAGUUACAAUAAGAACAGUCCAACAGCUUCUUUUACCUUCAGAACAAAUGAUGUGUCAGUUGAUGCAGGUAAAAUAACUGUAACUAAAAACAACACCAUUGUCGUGAAUAUGAAACCUGUGAAUGGAUUCGAACGAAUUUUUGUUAACUUGGCCCUUUCAAAUGACAGCAGCAACAUUUUACAGACAAAUGUUAUACUUGCAAACAGCAGCAAUUUAGAGACUGAAUUCCACAAAGGAUUGGUACCAGGGGCAAAGUAUAUUGUCACUUACAUUGUUUCAACAAGUACUGAGCAAUCGCCACCAGGAGAACUUGGAACAGCUGUCAUUCGCCCAAGUAGUGUGGUUGGGGGAAACAUUUCUUCUUCAGUUGGAAGCAUUACUUUACAUUUCCCACCUGCUCAAAACAUUUUAGAUUCAUACAGAGCUUAUGUUGUCAAACUUAACCAUCCUAUGUUAAUACAAGAAGAGAUGAUUAUUCCAAAACAUAAAAUAAAUGUUAAUGGAACGUAUACUGCCCAAUUUGCUGUUCCACCGAGUGCCAACACAUCAUAUAUUCUGCAUUUGUUUUCACGAUCUAAUGGAAAAGAAAGCUUACCCACAACCUACAUCACAACCACUGAUUCUCUAAAUGACCCUGGACAAGGCAAUGUAACAGUGAUUGGACCAACUGAUGUAGCAAUUGACUUUUCAACAAAUUUUAAUCUACAUGAUAUUGUUCAGCUUGAUUUGGUGAUUUCCAGCAAACGCCGACCUCAGGAAGUUAUUCAAAUGCAUGAAUGGCUGGUAAACACUUCCCAAGCUUUAAAUCAUACAUUCCAUAACCUAACUCCUGGAGAAUCCUACACGGUAUAUGUUGUUCCCCAUCACGGCAUCUCGCUUGUGGGAAAGCCAAAGUAUAUUGGAGAAGUUAAUCUGGAACCAAGUACAGUUAGAUACGGGACUGUGGAAACAGGAAGUGAUAAUGCAACAUUAAGGUUCACAGAAGCUUUGGGAAGAAGUGAAUACUUUGAAAUUCUCCUAACACAGGCAGAGAAUAUUACUAUUGUUCUUGAAAGGUUUAAUCGAACUACCUAUUCUGACUAUGAAGAUCAUGAGAGCAUGACUGUACUAACAAGUAACAUGUUAAAACCUUCAUAUAAUUACACUUUCAUCAUUACAACAGUGGCUGAGAGUGGGUUAAGAGGAGAAGCAGCUUACGCCCAUUUUCAAAUCCCGCCCCCACCCCCUGUCACCUUUACCGAUAUAACUUCAUCUAACAAUACAGUAUAUGUGAAGGUAAAUCGGGUAGAAGAAAUGCACAUUGAUCAUUAUGUUGUUACCAUAAAUGGAUCAUCUCACUAUCUGCGUUCAAACUCAACAAACAUAGCUUUUACCUUCACAAACUUAACACGAGGCGCAACAUACGAAUUCCAAGCACAAUCAGAAACAACUAAAGUGUUUGGUCAUCCUACAAUUGAAUAUUUCACUUUGGAGCCAGAGGCUGUACUGCUACAAACCAUUCAGGGAUAUCUUUGGAAUGUGUCCGUGACUUUUACAAAACCAACAGGAAUUUUGGAUGCGUAUAGAAUAACUCUAUUCAGUGGCGAACCAACUCAAUCAAUAGUAGAUCAACAAACUAUCCCAGACACUUCAGAAAACACCUACAGUGUAGCUCUGGUUAACGCCUCACCUUCAACUAACUAUAAUAUAUCAAUAUCUGCAAUCAGCAACAAAGUUGUAGGACCACCAUCGCAAGCUACUGUUCGAACAAGAGACAUCCCUGUGCCAGUAGGCAAUAUAUCUACAACUAACUCAUCGCUCACCAUUCAGUUAACACUACCUGAUCUACCUGUUGACAACGUCACAAUUGUUCUUGAACGGUUGGAUCGGCCUUAUGGAGUUGUGCAAGAAAUAAACAAACCAUGGAGCACUUCGUUUUAUCACAUCUUUACCGAUUUACCUCCUGGUCACCAUUAUAGAGUACAGACCAAUUACGUUGUUCGUGAAAUUAGUGGCAAUGUCGCAACUUUUAAUGAUACAACGGUUCCCGCUUCGGUCGUUAGCGCAGAACUCAGUAUUAGGUCAUCAUCUGUAUCUGUUUCCUUCAAUCCUAUAUCUUUUGCCGAUUCUUAUGUCGUCACGAUCACAUCCGAUAAUGAGCCAAAUCUAGUGUUGGGUCAACGUAAUCUUACACAAACAGUUGAUGGAAGUGACUUGUCAGCCACAUUUGAUCGUGAAGUACAAACCGGUGUUUCAUACAUUGUUCAUAUAACAACUGUUAAACGGAACAAGAGAAGUGAAACGACUUUAUUUCCAGUCGGUAUUGUACCAGCACCCAAUGUAACGAACUUGUCCGUGAAAACAAACCAGAAUGGGAGCACGACCAUUACAGUGGAAACUCCACCUUUUUAUGACGGGCAAUAUGUCGUAACAAUAUAUCCUACGCUUUACAAAAACACGACAGUGCAGACGUAUUCCAGCCCUGCAAAUGUAAGCGUGCACCACCUACCACCAGGCUCUCUUCUACCUGGUACCGAAUACAACCUUGAAGCAAAAACAUUAUCUAAUGAGACAGAAGGCCAACCGCGUACAAUCAAGUUUUGCACGUAUCCCGACGUUGCAAAUAUCACAGACAUAACCGUUGACGUCACAUUCUUAUCUUCUGUGACGUUUCAUCCUGGCCAGGGCUCCUCAUUAUCCUACAUCGCUCAUCUCAUGAAUAACAUUUCAAACAGAAUAGAAAAUGUAACGAUACCAGCUGACGGGCGAAACAUAUACAUAUUUGCUUUUACAACAAGACUUCGACCGCUCAACAAUUACAGUGUAGUUGUAGAAAGUUAUGGACCUUGUGGUCUGAUGGCCUCCACCAAUAACGAAUUUAGCUCAGGACGACCACAGCCGCCUGGUGCAAUAAGAACAACUCCAUUCCAAGGGUCUCUCCUUAUCGUGUUGUUUGAACAAUCCCUGAGCCCGGUUGAUCAAUACACAGUGUUAGCAGUACCACAAACCACAAAUAUCACAAUAUCAGACACAAUAAGUGCGCCUCAAAUUCAAACAUUUCUGGGGGGCUUCGUACCUGGUGAAACUUACGAAAUUCGCGUCACGGCAAGCAUGGAUGGUGUUUCAAGUUUACCAUCAAUUUCAAAUUUGCCAAAUCAAUUUGCCCCGAACCCAGUGCCCGCAGGAUCAGUGAAGGCGACACCAACUGAAGCCACUGUUACAUUCACACCACCCAGCGGUGUGUUUGACAGUUUUGAUUCAUUCAUAUCAAUGGUUACUCCCACUGGCCCCCAGUUUGUUCAGCAAUAUGUUGUACAAAAAAACGAGACCACACCGUCAGGUCAAUACCAAGCGACCUUUAACCAUUCAUCGUUAAAACCAAACACAUCCUAUAUAAUAUGGGUAACAACACAAGUUGGCGGCCUGAAAAGUCCCACAACUAGAUUUCCAACCGUCCUGCCUUUACCGACUCCACCGCAAUCCCUACGGGUCAGCAGUUCUAUAAACAAUACGCUGAACAUUGAACUUGGACCGUCUCGGGUUCCAGUAGAUAACUACUUACUUCGAAUUUUCCACAAUUCUGACCUUUCAAAGUUGGUUUCUAACAUUACUUUGCCACCGAGUACAAAUAACAUUGAAACAAAAUUUGAAAAUCUCACUCCAUGCGGAAGGUAUCGUGUUUACGCUUCGUCCGUGAUUCGAAAUGUUUCAGGAAAUUCCAUUGAACAAAUUGGUUCGGUUGCUCCACAGAGUGUAACCGACGCUAAUAUUACAACGACUCCCACCGUCGCUUUCAUCUCGUUUAAACAACCAACGGGCAGGGUACAAUAUAGAACAAGCUUUACAAACCCACUCAAACCAUUCUACACGUUUCAACAAAAUACGAUCGUCACUAACCAGUCCGAAUCUGAUAUGACGAUAAUUUUUGACGACGUUGAAUUGAAGCCAUCAUCGUCGUAUACUGCUCAAAUACAAACCAUUUGUAACGGAAUAACGAGUCCAGUGUUUAGAAAACCUUUCACUAUGCAAGACACACCACCACUUGUACCACCGUCAACGCCAUCGCCUAUAUUUAGCUCCUCACAUUAUGCCAUUAUUGCAUUUCACCCCAACAGUACAACUGAAUUUGCGUUCUUCUCAACCUCCUUGUCUCUCAAUGGCAGCUUUAUUAAAGAGAUCUCGGCAAACACAUCUGCAGAUGGAUCAGCGGGUUAUAUAUUACGUGAUUUAGUUCCUGGAGAAACGUACAACUUAUCAAGUGUUGGUUACAUCCGUGGAAUACCUGGUCCACCUUUUGUAACUAUGGUUACUACGCGCCCACUGCCAGUUAUCAACGGAACUGUAACGACCGACGUUGACAGGAUUAAUUUCACGUUUUCACAAGUCGAAGGAAUGGUCAGCUCAUACAGGGUCCAUGUAGUUAGUGCGGAUGACCCAAGUAACGCAAUCAAAUCCGGCACCGUUCUACCGACACACAAUAAAAAUGAAACACGAUUUAUUUCAUUUAGUAUUGGCCAAGAUGAUGGAAUACGUUAUUUAAUAUAUGUUGAUACCCAUAGCAGUGGACAAAGCUCAACGUCUGCGCCUUUCAACGCCACGCUGCGUAUUCCUCCAAACGUUUUACCGAACAUUGAAGUCUUCACAUCACCUACCACCUUGACAGUAAAACUAAACGAAACACAAAAUCAAGUCGACUUCUUUGUUAUCAGCAUUGCGGAAAGUACCACUCCACUGGUAGUGUUGAGAAAUCGAACAAUAACUCAUGACAAAAAUAUCACUGCGGUAUUUUCGAACUUAAAACCCAACACAGAGUACGUGGUGAUGGUGCGCACAAAAGUGAGAGAAGUUCAAGGCAAUGUGACGAGUCUCCCUGUCAGAACAGAUUCCGCUCCAAGGGUUGUCAAUGUUACAGCACAUUCGAACCUCACGAGCAUAACUGUGUCCUUUAACACGACAAAUUGGACUAAUGAAGUCGACAGGUUUGAGCUAAGUGUGUCUAAUGCUUCAAAUCCAAAUGUUGUUUUGUUUCGUGCAAAUGUGAGCACUGAGGAAAUGGAAGCUACAUUCGUCGGUUUACAACCAGAGACAAACUAUAUCAUAACUUUGAACUCUGUUGUUGAGGAAAGUAAAAGCGUCCAAUCAUAUAUUGAUGUGACCACAGCACUGCUACCAACUGUUACUUUUACCUUGGAUUCCACGUAUUCAUCAGUAUCUGUGAACAUUACAACAAACACAAGCUUAAUUGAUUUCUACUAUGUAUCUGUUAAGCAGUUUGGUGAAGUAAAUAUAACUGCAGAAAAGAUUUUAUCAGCAGAUUCCAAUUUGUCAAACAUAUUAUUUGAAUUAUUAUUGCCCAAUACAACAUAUGAGGUACAGGUUGCAGCAUUGGUAUCUAAUAUUACUGGACCAACAAAUACUAAAGAAUCUCAGACUAAAAUUCUACCAACUGGAUUGGAUUUCAAUGUUACAACAAAUGUAACAAGCGCAAUUGUCAACAUUCAAAUUUUACCAAACUUUGAUGGGGAUUAUUUUAUCAAAGCUGUUCCAGACAACCUAAAUUUUGGUUCCUAUCAGACAAAUUUGACAAUACAUAGUAAUGUGGCUAGUGUUUUAUUGGAAGGGCUACGACCCCACACUGAAUAUACAGUUUCUAUUUCAACAGUAUAUCGUGGGAAAAUAGGACCUGCUCGUGCUAAAAAUGCAACAACAUUAGUUCCGCCACCUCCAACCAAGUGGACUGCCACAUCAGAUGUUACGAGUUUGGUUGUUGAAAUAUUGCCUUCAGAAGUUGCAACACAAGUUGAUAGUUAUGUUGUAUUAAUCAGUGAAAGCAGCAAGAACAAAACAGUUUCUGUAAAAACUGCAAACUCUACAAAUGUAACACAAUCAAUCGCUUUUAAAAAUCUAGUUCCAUCUACAAAAUACACAGUUGAAAUAUAUAGCAUUGUAUCAGGUGUCAGCAGUCCAAAAGAUUCUGGAAAUGUAACAACAGUUGUUCUGGAUCCUGUUGUACAGUGGAAUUUAACAUCUACACCAAACAGCAUUCAAGUCAAACUUUAUCCUGUCAAUCAAACUGUUGAUGGAUACACUGUAUGGCUUGCCAAUUUAAAUGGUACAAGUCUAAACAAAACAGUGACAAUCAAUUCUACAAAGACUGGAGAAAAUUUAUCUGCAACUUUCACUGACCUAUCACCACUGAAUGAUUACAUUGUAUAUGCUGUGGCCAAUAUUGAAGAAUUUUCAAGUAAUCCAAAAGUGAACACUAUUAAAACAUUACCACCUCCAUCAGUUUUAAUCUGGAAUGUUCAAUCUAAUGCUUCGAAUGUUGUUGUUGAAUGGGAACCAGUCAAUCCAACUGAUACAUAUUUCAUAACUAUUAGCUUCAGCCAAAGACCACUUGCUGUGCAACAACAAGAAGAAAUUUUUUCAAUCAGCAAUUUGACUCGUCAUACCUUUUUAAAUCUUUACCCUGGACAAACCUACAAUGUUACAAUUAAUACACAAUACCUUGGUAUAAAUGGAACAUCUUCCAGCAAAAAUAUAACAGUCGGUGGAAAUGAGGGUUGGACAAAUUUUACAACAUUAUCCACUUCGUCCACUGUUACGGUCAACAUAACUGCUACUGAUGAUAAACAGACCUUUACUCAGUAUAACGUUUCUAUUGUUGAACUGGACAAGCCUGAUAAACCAUAUGUAACAUUUAAGAUUCCAUUGAAUGACACAAACCUAUCUGUGCUGUUCAACAACUUAAUAUCUGGCAAAGAUUAUCUAGUUGUACUUCAACAACAAGGUAAUUCUUCAACAAAUCCUCCUGUUGUAAAACUGGUCACCACAUUUCCCCCUACAGCUCCACUGAAUGUAGUAGUAUCUGAUACAACUUCUACCACAAUCAAACUUCAAUGGGAAUAUGAUGCUUCUGUUACAUCAUAUACAAUUAGUGCAACUGAUUUGGAUUCAACAAACAGAAGUGAUUACCAGCUAACUUCUUUCCAACCAAAUGGAACAAUAAUGGAAUAUUUGUUGACUGAUCUCAUACCAGAUGCUAUGCACACACUUACUCUUGUACCACUUGGAAAAAAUAUGGGAAGCAUUGGUAAAAAUAUAACCAUACAAGCAAAAACUAUGAAACCAGCUGGAAUCCAAAACAUAUCUGUUGUGACACGGAACUUAACUGAAACGAGCUUACAGGUUUUACCACAGUUAGAAUCUGCUGAUCUAUACACUGUCAUUAUUACACAAAGUGGAAAUGCCACUGUUGUGGAGAAAAAAGACAUUUCAACUUCUGGCAUUAAUUCAACAAUUUAUUUUAAACAUCUCAAACCAAAUACAACCUACACCGUCACAGCAGUCUCCGUGUUGAAAAGUGUUAAAAGCAAUAUAACUUCAAUUGAAUUCACAACUCUUGCGUUUCCACCACCUGUAAUGUUCCAAAAUGUUUCCACCACCAAUUCCACUCUGUUGGUGACUUGGCCAAGUGUGUAUCCUGCUGAUAAAUAUAUUCUGUCACUUGCUUACAGUGGAACACCAAAUGAAUCUCUGCGCACCAAGGAAGUAGUUGCAGAGCAACAUUUUGCAAAUGAAACAUUUGAAAACCUUAUAUCUGGUGUUGAAUAUACUGUGCGUAUAAAUGCGCAGUACAUGGGAAUUAAUGGGAUUUCUCAUUAUAGAAAUGUUACAAUCGCAUGGUCAGACGAUUCCUGGGGUAAUUUCACAAUUGAUCCAGAUCAUGCUAGUAUUGCUGUGGAAAUUAUUCCAGUACCAUUACCGAGACAUUUCUUGUUCUACAACCUUACAAUAUCUUAUGAAUCUGAUCCAUCUGUUGUGUUACAGUGGAAGUCUGCUUCUUCAAACAACACAAAUCCAUUUCUGAUAUUCACUGACCUAAAAGCUGGAAGAGCCUACUUUGUUACACUUCACUUAGAAAGAGAGAAUGGAACAAGUUAUCCAUCUAAGAAAAGAGCGUUGACUUGGGACCCUGUAAAACCGCAAAACUUACAAGUUACAAACUCAAACCCAACUAGUUUGGAAGUUGAAUGGGAAGUGGACCCAGCUGUUACAUCUUAUGUCCUCACAGCUGAAAAUCUGGACAACUCAAGUUAUCCACUAUUUACCCAAACUAUCUAUUCUACUCAACAAAACAAAGUUACAGCAAACAUUAGUGGUUUGCUGCCAGGAUCACUUCAUGAAAUAUCGGUGACUCCGAGAGGGGCCAGACCUUCUAGUAUUGGACCAACUUUACAAAUAAAUGCUACCACAAAGCCAAGCCCUGUACCUGCAGCUGAAUUUAAUGUUAGCUACACAAGUGUGGGUGUGUCUUUCACACCAUCACCUGGCUACAAAGAUUACUACCAAGUCAACAUUGCAGAAGCUAGCACCGCACAAAAAAUUAUUGAAUCUAUAAACGUCUCUCGGUCAGGAAAUUUGACAACAAUGUUCACAAACGGUUUACUUCCACACACACAGUAUACUGUUUCAUUUUUAACACAUGUUGGACAAAUCUAUGCUGUUUCCAAAUUUAACACAACAACCCGUGAACAAGAAGUGUGGGACAACUGGAGUGUAAAACCAAAUAUUUCACAUAUUACUGUAGACAUUACUGCAGUACCACGUCCAAUUGAAUUUACUGAUUAUCAUUUGUCGCUUGUUAGUUUUGAUGAAGUUGCUCAAAACUUUUUCAUCCCCUCCAAUGCAACAACACUAUCAAUUGUAAUAACUGACCUUAAAGCAGGUUCACCAUAUAAUAUUUCCUUAAAUCUAAAAACAGAAAACAUUCAUGGGCCGCUGUCCAUUCAAUCAACCACCACUCUCCCACCUCCUGCAACCAAUUUUAUAAUCAGUAAUUUCACUGAAACAAGUUUAACGCUUGAAUGGGAAUUUGAUAGUUCUGUCACAUCUUAUACGAUAAAAGCCAAUAACAAUGAUUUUCCACAAGUGCCACAAGUCACAGCAUAUCUUCAGAAUGAAGAAAUGAACAGCAGAAAAGUGUUAUUCACCCUCACUGGUUUAUAUUCUGGCUCCAACUACUCAGUUUUCUUGACACCUAACGGUAUUGUGGCAAAUGGUUCAAGUUAUUUUCUUGAUGCACGAACAGAACCGAGCAAAGUUUUAAAUGCAACUUUCAAUGCAACAUAUCAAUCUAUAAAUGGAUAUUUUCUUCCUUCCGCUGGUUAUAAAGAUUUUUAUAAUGCAAGCAUAGCUGAAGCCAACAAUCCAGAAAAUAUAAUUUCAAUUCAAACCAUAGAGGCUGGAUUGAACACAACAAAUGUUGUGUUCACUAAUCAAAUCACACCUGGCAAGAGGUAUGUGAUUAAAAUUGUCACAGUAGCUGGGAAUAAAUUUGCCACUGCAACUUUUGAAACAUCUGCUCAAUUACAAGGAAAAUUUAAUGAUUGGUCCCUCUCAUCACAUGCAUCUAGUAUUUCUGUGAACAUUACUCCUCCUAUAAUAAAUGAUUUUGAUAACUACUUUAUAACAAUCGCAACUGUGGAAAAUCCUGAAGUCUCUAUAAAGAAUGCUACAGUUCCCUCAAAUGAGAAUAAUACAAUCACAAUAUUUGAUGACCUAAAGGCAGGUGCACAGUAUUUUGUAAGCCUUCGAUUAAAAACUGAAGACAAACUUGGAUUACCAACAAACAAAUCUGUUUCUACCCUGGCACCUGUACCACCCACUGGCUUACAUGUCUUCAAUUCAACUGAAACAAGUUUUGGAAUAUUUUGGAAUUUCAAUCCUUCUGUGACAUUAUACACUAUAGAGGCUCAUAAUAUGAAUGAGACUGGUAAAACAAAUUUGACAUUUGAGGUUGACCCAACUACAGCAGUAAGGGGAAAGUAUAUUCAAGCUCAUAUUCCUGACCUACAACCUGGCUCUGUUUAUUUAAUUUCUGUCACUCCACGUGGAAAGCAAAAUGGCAGCUUUGGAAUUGCUCAACAAACUCAAAAUAGAACCAAUCCCGCUGCAGUGACUCAAGCAUUUUUUGAUGUCGGAUCCAAUGCCAUUUUAAUCUCAUUCUUUCCUGCUAUCGGCAUUAAAGAUUUCUACGAAGUAACCAUUAUUCAAACCAACCAAUCCAAGAUUGUAUUAAAUACAACUGUAGUGUUACCAGGAUAUGAACUAAAGGAAAUGAACUUUUCACAAGAUGUACACCCAUCGACAAACUACACUGUGAUAAUUGUAACUGUAUCUGGAAAUAAAUUUUCUGUUGCUUCAUUUUACACCAAAACAUUGAAACAAGGACUUGAUUGGACCGCUAAUGCAACUGAUUCCAGUAUUAUGGUUAACAUUACGACACAGGCAGCAGCAGUAAACCCUAUGAAAGCAUAUUAUGUAACAAUUUCCUCAAUGCAGAGUCCAGACACCAUCUUACAGAAUGCAACAAUUUAUUUAAAUGAAACAAACUUGACAAGAAAUUUUUCGGGAUUAAAAGCUGGUUCCCUGUAUUUCGUGAAACUACAACUUAGAGAUGAUAAUGUACUUGGUAAUUCCUACACAAAGCAAGUCAUGACAGUUGCACCACAAGUUCCAAGAAAUGUGAUUGUUUUAAACACAACACAAAAAACUAUUGGUUUGUCUUGGAAUUCUGACUCUGCUGUUACAUCUUAUACAAUAAAUGUUGACAAUAUUGAUAUGACUGCAACAGGACUUGAUUUCCACGUUGCUAAUAUCUUAACAAGCAGUGGUAAAGUCUCAGCUGAACUGACGAGUUUGUUGCCUGGAUCAAACUACUCAAUCCUAAUUACAGCAAAUGGUGUUCUUGUUAAUGGUUCAAGUUUUAAAAUAAAUGAAAGAACAGAGCCAAGCCCUGUACCUGCAGCUGAAUUUAAUGUUAGCUACACAAGUGUGGGUGUGUCUUUCACACCAUCACCUGGCUAUAAAGAUUACUACCAAGUCAACAUUGCUAAGAGCAGCAAUGUCACCAACACAUUAGGAACUUACAGAGUUUUACCCAGAUCUGAGUCAUCCAUAAUUGUGUUUAACAAUACUAUCACGCCUCAAACAAAUUAUUCAAUUAUUAUUUCAACAAUAUCUGGUCAGAAGUCUACAUCUGCUCAGUUUUACGCCACUACUCUUACAUCAGGUGUUUGGUAUGAUUGGUACGUUGUACCAAGCAGUUCUGGUGUAACAGUUCACAUCAAACCAGUAAAUGAGCCGAGAAACUUUACAGAAUAUUUUCUUUCAAUUGCAUUGAGUACAACUCCGAUGGAUGUUUUGCAGAAUGCAACCAUUCCAUCUGGUGAUCAGAAUCCAUCAUCAUACUUUCCUUCACUUUUAUCUGGUGCAACAUAUCGAAUCAUGCUUCAGUUAAAAACAAACGAUUCGCUUGGUUUGCCUUCAACUUUAACUACUACUACUUUACCACCAGUUGCUCCAACAGAUUUAGUUGUUAUUAAAUCUUACCAAAAUGCUUUUGAUUUGCUCUGGAAGUAUGACCCUUCUGUUACUUCAUAUAAAAUACAUGCUCAAAACUUGAACUCAUCUGAUUUUGCUAAUGUUUCGCGUGUUAUUGAGAAUCAAACUACACUGUUGAGUGGUGGAAACGUUCAAGUCAACAUCAGUAAUUUGUUUCCUGGAUCAUCUUAUAUUUUAACUUUGACUCCAAGGGGAUUCUCCAACAAUAGUUUUGGAUCUUCAAUGUUUAUUUAUAAUAAAACAGAACCGUGGUCGGAUUGGAAUGUUAAUCCUACAUCAUCUACAAUAAAUGUUACGAUUAACCCUGUAACUUUUUCUGAAGAUUUUGAUGAAUAUGUUCUUACUUUAACAGAUGUUCCAAAUCCCUCCACCAUUAUACAGAGCAUAUUAAUCCCAUCCAACAACAUCAACCCAACGGCAACUUUUACUGGUCUUAUGUCGAGCAAGCUGUACAAUGUCAAGCUGGGAUUAAAAACUGGAAAUUUUUUCACUAGUCCAUCUUUAAAAAUUGUUCAAACAUUACCACCAGCGAGACCGAUUGGGCUUAAUGUUGUUAUUUCAAGGGAAACUAGUUUUGAUUUGAUCUGGGCAUUGGAUCCUUCAACUAGUUAUUAUGUUAUAGAUGCAAUUAACAUGGAUGUUUUAUCAUUAUCAAACAUAACUGCUCAAAUAUUUCCAAACAGUACAAGUGCUUUUAUUGAUGCAACUUUAAACAACUUACAUCCUGGAUCAACAUACACAAUCAUAUUAUCUUCAUAUGGUGCAAUGAAUAUAACUGGCGACGGAGACACAGCUAGGAUACAAAAUACAACAAUUCCAAAUGCGGUUGAAAAAGCAAACUUCAAUGUUACUUUAUCAACAAUCAGUGUCACUUUCACCCCACCUUUUGGACACAAAGAUAGUUACAAAAUAAGUAUUGCAACCAUAAACCAGUCAUACCUGGUGAUUGACUCCAUCACAGUGCCUGCUGGGUCUGAACACAUUCCAGUUGUGUUUUCUGAAAAUAUCACAUCAAAUACAAACUACUCAAUUUCUUUCGUUACUAUAGCAGGAAUAAAUGAUACAACAGUUUACUCAAAAACAUCCAUGUUUACAACAGAAACAGGAGUCAACAUGUUACUACCUCCAUUGCCACCACCACCACCUACUCCACCAACUUUAACGUUAAUAAAUGUAACAGGAACUUUGCCCCCACCCCCACCAAUGGUGACCACCCCACCACCUCCACCACCAUUAACAGUAAUCACACCCGAUCUAACAACUUUUACUUCACCAACUCUGACAACCACUGAUGAAACAACUAAUGCGACCACAACUGGGAUAUUACCAACUGCUCCAAGUAUAACUGAAUCAACUGAAAAGUCUGAUACAGCAACAACAAUUAAAACAACAACUGAUGCACCAACAACAACUGAUACAGCAACAAAAACUGAUAUAGCAACAACAACUGAUACAGCAACAACAACUGAUACAGCAACAACAACUGAUACAGCAACAACAACUGAUACAGCAACAACAACUAAUACAUCAACAACAAUUGAAUUAGCAACAACAACUGAUACAGCAACAACAACUGAUACAUCAACAACAACUGAUACAAUAACAACAAUUAAUACUGCAACAGCAAUUGAUACAGCAACAACAACUGAUACAGCAACAACAAUUGAUACAUCAACAACAACUGAUACAGCAACAACAACUGAUACAGCAACAACAAUUGAUUUAGCAACAACAACUGAUACAUCAACAACAACGAAUACGGUAUUAUCAAACUACCGAAUGCAAACAGGGAAAUCUCUGAGUAACUUUGAUAUCCAGUAUUACAGAGAAUUAGCAAACAACACAUUGGAAAUACAUUUUGUGGUGACGUUUAUUGAAAAUGAUCUUGGUUACCCAUGUGCAUUAGAAAGUGUUUUGCAAAACGUGAUUAAUAAUACGAGUGGCAAUUUAACCUUCUUUAUGCACCAUGGCACAUUCAGGGUAUCAGGAAAGAGGAAGUUUUCCGGUAUUGUAGUGGUGGAGAACUUGAAUGAGAUGUUUGUUAAUUCGACUUUAAGGUUUCGUAAAGAUUCCUUCAGUUCAAUGAUACAACCUGCGCUUACACGUUCGUUCGUUGAUGGCGCAUUGAAUGGUCAACUUGCCCCUGACACUCGAGUUCAGUAUAGAGAUUUAAGUCACACAAUUAGUCCAACCGGCAUCAUGGUGUCAUUUAAUAUUAUUUCUGGUCUUAAUGAUGUUCAAAGUGUGCCAAAACAAGUUCAAACUGUUUUGAAGGCUGGAAUGACUACAUAUUUCUUUAAUGUUAAUCCAGAAAAUGGUGUCAUAGUUAAAGCAUCAGGGUUUGAAUCGUCUCGGCCAGAGAGUCAAAGAUAUUGCUCACUCCUUCCAACAAAGAAGCCUGAAGUGUCAAAGAGCAUUCCACUUUCAUUUGAAAUGACUGUUCUUCCUCAUAAUGUUUUUAACUUAGUUUAUCGAGCUCAAUCAAGCGAUCGAAUUACAGCAGAUAGUCAGGUUGAUCAACUUUUGUAUUCCAUGUUGAAUAAUCCAUCACUCCGUGAACUAGUGAGCGACAUCACUGUUCAAUAUUAUCAACCAUCAUCUCCACCUAACUCAAGAGUUAGAGUCCACACCGCAGUAACUCCAAUCUCAAACGACACAACUUUAAUGACUGAGCUUAUUAAUCAACUGAUCAAUGCAAGUUCAAUAGCUAAAAAAGUUGAAAAUGGUUCAUUAGUGUUUCCAGCUAAUCGCACGAUGGUUGGUACAAUGACAUUGGAAAAUGUGAAUGCUUCACUUCAAUUUGGAGUCAUAAAUGGCAAUGCACAAGCAGUAAAUCUACUUGUUCAAGCAUCCUUGUUUUAUUUAAACCAACUGAAGUCCAAUUUCACUCAAGUUCAACAACCAUAUUUAAAAGAUGAUGAAAAUUCAGACGUGCGGAAAAAGUCUUCCAAAUAA
Molecule: messenger RNA, 20794 nt
Organism: Ciona intestinalis (vase tunicate)
Lineage: Eukaryota; Metazoa; Chordata; Ascidiacea; Phlebobranchia; Cionidae
Source: RefSeq, a predicted model, not a curated record